Molecule: messenger RNA, 1942 nt
Organism: Hyphopichia burtonii NRRL Y-1933
Lineage: Eukaryota; Fungi; Ascomycota; Pichiomycetes; Serinales; Debaryomycetaceae
Exons: 2
Coding region: 65-1942 (625 amino acids)
Biological process (GO): transmembrane transport
Cellular component (GO): endoplasmic reticulum; membrane
Molecular function (GO): GTP binding; GTPase activity
Source: RefSeq, a predicted model, not a curated record
CUCAAACGAAAAAAAAAACGGGCUAUUCAGUAGAAUUCUACAACACAAGCUUAUAAGUCGCUAUAUGAUCUUUGAACUACUAUCUCGUCCAGUAACUGCCAAUGAUGAUCGAAUGAUCAAUCAGAAUGGGGAGUUGAGUUAUCAAGAAAUCUCCUUUUUAACAUUCCAAGCGGUAUUGGAAGUUGUUAUUAUCUGUUUGGCAGGAUUUUUCGCUGCUAAGAGUGGAUUAUUGAAUACCAAGAGUCAAAAAGUGAUUAGUCAGUUAAACGUUGACUUGUUUACGCCAUGUUUGGUGUUUACCAAAUUGGCGCCAUCAUUGUCAUUUCAAAAAAUGGUUGAUAUUGUGAUUAUUCCGAUUUUUUAUAUGAUUUCAACUGGGAUAUCCUUUUUAUGCUCUAAAGUUGUUAGUAAAUGUUUUGGAUUGAAUGAGCCCGAAACCGAUUACGUGACUGCAAUGGCGGUGUUUGGGAAUUCAAACUCUUUACCGGUUUCUUUGACAUUAUCAUUGGCUUAUACCUUACCUGAUUUAUUAUGGGAUGAUUUAGAAGAUGAUAAUCUGGAUAAAGUUGCUUCCAGAGGUAUAUUGUACUUGCUUAUUUUCCAACAAUUGGGACAAGUCUUGAGGUGGUCGUGGGGUUAUAAUAAAUUAUUAAAGAAAAGAUCAAAAGCUGAAUUGAAUACUUAUAAUGGUGUUGUGCCCGAUAUUGAAGAAGGAACCAGUGAGACUUCAAGCUUACUUGAUGCCACCACUGCCAAUUAUUCUUCCUCCAGUAGCUCAAGUGAAGAUUUACCUAAUGAUACAAAUAAAUCCUUAUUAACAAAAUUAGCUUCCAAACCAUCAAUUUCUUCUUUCUGGUCGUCAUUUACUAACUUACCGGUUAUUAAAGGUUUUUUGGAAUUCAUGAAUCCUCCACUUUAUGCAAUGUUAAUUUCAGUAAUCAUUGCCUCUGUUCCAGCAUUACAAAACCUUUUUUUCAAUAAUGAAGAUUCUUUUAUUAAAAAUACAGUAACGGCUUCCAUUACUCAGUUGGGUCAGGUGUCGAUUCCUCUAAUUUUAAUUGUCUUGGGUUCUAACUUGUACCCAGCAAAAGAUUUACCUCCUCCUUCAAAACAUUAUAACAAAAUCAUUCUUGGUUCUCUAUUAUCAAGAAUGAUAUUACCUUCUUUGUUUUUACUUCCAAUCAUUGCAUUUUGCGUUAAAUUCAUCAAUAUCUCAAUCUUGGAUGAUCCAAUCUUUUUAAUUGUGGCUUUCAUUCUCACUAUAUCCCCUCCGGCCAUUCAAUUAUCCCAAAUUACUCAAUUAAAUAAUAUUUAUCAAAAGGAAAUGAGUGGAGUUUUAUUUUACGGUUAUGUCAUCUUAACCUUACCAACAACCAUUUUUAUAGUUGUAACUUCCUUGGAAUCACGUAAGUUAGCGGUUGUUGGUAGUCGUUCAGUUGGGAAAAGUUCUAUAACGGUAAGAUUUGUUGAAGAUCACUUUGUUGAAAGUUAUUACCCUACUAUUGAAAAUCAAUUUUCAAAAUCAAUAAAUUAUAAAAAUCAAGAAUACGCUAUUGAAAUCUUAGAUACAGCAGGUCAAGAUGAGUUUAGUAUAAUGAAUGAAAAACAUUUAAUUGGUAUUCAUGGUUACUUAAUUGUUUACUCUGUUACUUCAAGACAAUCUUUUGAAUUAAUUGAGGUUAUAAGAGAUAAAAUAUUAAAUUCAAUGGGGAAUGAUAAUAUACCCAUGGUUUUAAUUGGUAAUAAGUCAGAUUUGAAUUUCCAGAGACAAGUUAGUUACGACGAAGGCUUAAAAUUAUCGCAAAAAUUUGGUAUAAAGUUCUUAGAGACUUCGGUUAGAGAUGAUGUUAAUAUAAAUAACUCUUUUGAGUUACUCAUUGAUGAGAUUGAAAAAAUUCAAAACCCUCAAGUCAAGCAAGAUGAUAAAUGUAUAAUUGUUUGA